AUGGGUCCCCUGAUUGUGCGGGGUGUUCAUGGAGGUGUGCCCGGAGCGGCGGAGCAGCCGGAGCCGGAGCUGGUGGAGGUGGAAGUGGGCAGCACAGCCCUGCUCAAGUGUGGCCCCUCCCAUUCCCUGGGCAACUUCAGCCACGCUGACUGGUUCUCUGUCCACAAGGAGAAGCCGACACUCAUCUUCCGCGUGCGCCAGGGCCGAGGGGAGAGCGAGCCUGGGGAGUACCAGCAUCGGCUCAGCCUCCAGGACAAAGGGCCCACCCUGGCCCUGACAGAUGUCACCCCCCAUGAUGAGCGCAUCUUCCUGUGCCAGGGCAAGCGCCCUCGGUCCCAGGAGCAUCGAAUCCAGCUCCGUGUCUACAAAGCUCCAGAGGAGCCAAGCAUCCAGGCCAAUGGCUUGGGCAUUUCUGUGAACAGUAGGGAGCCUGAGGAGGUUGCUACCUGUGUGGGGAGGAAUGGGUACCCGGUUCCUCAAGUCAUCUGGUACAAGAACGGCCGGCCCCUGAAGGAGCAGAAGAACCAGGUCCACAUCCAGUCGUCCCAGAUUGUGGAGUCCAGUGGUCUGUACACCUUGCGGAGCGUCCUGAAGGCCCAGCUGCUUAAGGAAGACAAAGAUGCCCACUUUUACUGUGAGCUCAGCUACAGGCUGCCCAGUGGGAACCACAUGAAGGAGUCGAGGGAAGUCACUGUCCCUGUUUUCUACCCAGCAGAGAAAGUGUGGUUGGAAGUGGAGCCCGUGGGAGCGCUUAAGGAAGGGGAUCGCGUGGAAAUCAGGUGUUUGGCUGAUGGCAACCCCCCACCCCACUUCAGCAUCAGCAAGCAGAACCGCAGCACCAGGGAGAUGGUGGAGGAGACGACCGUUGACAACGGGGUCCUGGUCCUGGCCCCUGCCCAGAAGGAGCACAGCGGGCUCUACGAGUGUCAGGGCCUGGACCUGGAAACCACGGCUUCCCUGCUGAGUGACCAACAGGAGCUGCUGGUGAACUAUGUGUCUGAUGUCUUGGUGAGCCCCGCAGCCCCUGAAAGCCAAGAGGGCAGCAACCUCACCCUGACUUGUGAAGCAGAGAGUAACCAAGCCCUUGAGUUCCAGUGGCUGAGAGAAAAGACAGGCAGGGUGCUGGGCCAGGGGCCUGUGCUUGACUUACACAACCUGAACCGGGAGGCAGAGGGAGGAUACCGCUGUGUGGCAUCUGUGCCCAGUGUACCCGGCCUGAACUCCACACAGCUGGUCAACGUGGCCAUUUUUGGACCUCCAUGGAUGGCAUUGAAGGAAAGGAAGAUGUGGGUUCAGGAGAACAUGGUGUUGAAUCUGUCUUGUGAGGCGUCAGGACAUCCUCGGCCCACCAUCUCCUGGAGUGUGGGCGGCAAGGCAAGCGAGCAAGACCAAGGUCCACAGAGUGUCCUGAGCAUCCUGAAUGUCCUUGUGACUCCAGAGCUGUUGGAGACCGGUGCUGAGUGUGUGGCUUCCAACUCCCUGGGCAGAAAUACCACCAUCAUUUUCCUGGAGCUGGAGUCCAACAGAACCACUGGGCUCACCACCACCACUGUCAGUCCUCAUGCCAGAGCCAACAGCACCUCCACAGAGAAGAAGCUGCCGGAGCCCAAAAGCAAGGGUGUGGUCAUCGUGGCUGUGACAGUGUGCCUCCUGGUCCUGGCUCUGCUGGGUGCUGUCCUCUAUUUCUUCUACAAGAAGGGCAAGCUGCCUUGUGGGCGGUCAGGCAAACAAGAGAUAACGCUGCCCCCAUCUCGUAAGAGUGACUUUGUAGUUGAAGUUAAGUCAGAUAAGCUCCCAGAAGAGAUGGGCCUCCUACAGGGCAGCAACGGUGACAAGAGGGCUCCAGGAGACCAGGGAGAGAAAUACAUCGAUCUGAGGCACUAGCCACGGAGCCACACUGAGCUCCGCUUCCGCUGGCGCGUCUGCUCCCUGCUCGCCCUCCCCAGCACUCAGGACUGUCACCAAAGCCUCUGAAGUGAAGGACAGAGACCACCCCUGCCCCUCACCUGCAGACCCCACUUCAGAGGGCUGGCCAGGACCAGGGCGCUCCCAAGCAGGACCUCACGCGGCCCUGGCAGCCCCUCCUGGGGCCACCCCACCAUCUUGAAGUGUUGAGUGCUGCUCAUUCCCGAGGGGCUCAAUGUUCAGGAGACGGUAGGAGGGCUCCUUGCAGAACGUUUUCUCUUUACCCACAUGGUGGAUAUAUGUCACCGUCUUCUACCAACAGCUGCGGAACCAGGUGGCCUGUUUGCCUUGAGGGGGUUCCUGCCCCACAGCUGGCUUCACGGUUGAGUGUAUCACUGCAGGUGGGGCACACUGAGCCAGGCCCUCCUCCCCGGGUGGCGUGUGGUGUGCCCUGGCGUGAGCCUGCCCAGCAGUGUGGAGACCAGUUGCCUGCCUGCCUGCAGGAGUCCCUUUUGUGACACCCCUUUCCCUGGGCAGAAGCCAGGAACUGGUGUCAUUCCUUCAAAGAUGCGUUGGCUCUAUCUCUGUCCCUGCAGCGGGGAAGCUGAGCACGUUCCCAGAGUGGAGGCCAUGGAGCACAGCCCCUCUGUUCAGUCAGCUCGUGAUCAUAGACUGAAAGGCGAGAGUAGGGCAGAGAUGAGGUCCAUGUGGUCCUUUAAGGGGAUUAAGAUCAGUUAUACUAGCACCAAACUUCUACAAAUUGAGCUAAUGGACCUAGACCCCCAAAGAAGGACCCCAGUGGGAGGAUGGUGCUUUAAGGAUGAGAAACUGGGGCCAGAGCGUGUGUGUGUAUCUGUGUGUGUGGUUUUGUUAGGUUGUAAAUUUGCAAAGCUUCCUUUACACACAUGCGCGCGCGCACACACACACACACACACACACGUGCGUGCACAUGGAGAAUAAAGCUUGGUUGUCCCAGAACCCUUUCACUGUGCUUCCUUCACUGUGGGAACCACGGUGGCCUGGGCUACACGUGGAACUGUCCAGAAGGACCACCACCCUGGCAGCUGCAGCAGAGCAAGUGGUUCAGCUCCACCACUGGGCGACCCCCACUCCUCGGCAGCAGGCGCCCAAAGCCUGGCGGGCUUCCUGUCACCUGCACUUGCCCCAGAAGCGGCAGGCAGCAUGCAGACCUGUGAUGAGCAGGCCUAUAGCUCCCCAGUUAUCAUCCUCCGCCCCCCGGGAAAGCAGGAACUCAAGUCGGCUACAACAAAAGAAACUUUAUUUAAAAAUACUUUACAGACAUGGGUGCUUGGAAAAGCUCUUUAGUUAACUAUAUAAAUGAAAAAAAUUAAUAAAUAACAUUAGUAUAACAGACCUCUAAACAUUAAUACACUGGCAAAAAAUGGACUUAAAAUGAAACGAAUCUUAAAGCUCUGCUAGUCUCUGUAAGAAUAUUUACCUUCUGUUUUUCUUUCUUUACAUGUGAGAAAGAUUAAAUACUAAUAUAAAA
Messenger RNA from Miniopterus natalensis, 3415 nucleotides. The record is from RefSeq and is a predicted model, not a curated record. NCBI's taxonomy places the organism in Eukaryota, Metazoa, Chordata, Mammalia, Chiroptera, Miniopteridae.